Molecule: messenger RNA, 1290 nt
Organism: Erythranthe guttata (spotted monkey flower)
Lineage: Eukaryota; Viridiplantae; Streptophyta; Magnoliopsida; Lamiales; Phrymaceae
Source: RefSeq, a predicted model, not a curated record
AUGAAAAAUCCCAACUAUCAAAAGUGGAGCAACUUUUUCACAAUUACUGUCGGUCGUUUCUGUCUCUCCCAUCUUCUCCAUGGAAAACCCCGACCGGAUCCAAUUUCCGCCGAUGAAUGGCAACGCGCCAACUAUCUUCUCCAAUCUUGGAUCUACGGCACCAUCUCCGAUGAUUUGUCCAGCAUGGUUCUCUCUGAAACCUCCACCGCCAGUGAUCUAUGGACGGCCAUCUCUUCUCUCUUCACCGAUAAUAAAGAUUAUCGGGCCAUUCAACUUGAAGAAAAACUCAAGUCCCUCAAGAAAGGCACUCUCUCCAUUCACGAUUAUUGCCAAAUAAUCAAAACCACGGCGGACAGCUUGGCCGAUGUCGGAAAUCCAAUCUCCGACAAACAACUCGUCCUCCAAACCCUACACGGCCUUUCAAAAAAUUACGGGACUGUCGCCAAUCUCAUCUCCUUUCAGAAUCCCCUUCCCACUUUUCGACAAACUCGAUCGCUUCUUCAAAUGGAAGAAACAAGACUUGCUGAACCUGAGCAGAUUGCUGCUGUUUUCUACGCCUCCAACGCGAACUGUCCAUCUAACAGUUGCAACAGUUCCCGCAGAGGUGGUUCUUCGCGCUAUCAGCGCGGGGGUGGCCGAUCCAACCGUCGCGGAGGUCGCGGCACUAACCGUCACCCCAUGCAGCACUACGGCUACCAUAGUGCUCAUAGCCCAUCUCAACUCUGGUGCGCGCCUUACCGACAACCGUCGUUCCCGUCAAUUCUAGGACCCGCUCCAAAUACAUCGGGCCACCCAUCCACUCCGGCUGCUAAAGCCUACUUUACUGGACCACCUGAACCCUACACCGACCACUCGGCCCCUCCUCAGGUUCAUCCGCACCAGCAGCCAUGCCACAGCUCUAACAGUUCCAUGAACAGUUGCAACAGUUCUUGCAACAGUGCCAACGUGGUGGAUCUAGCAAAUCCUUUGAAUACGGUGACACUUGAGCAGCCUACUGAGUCACAGUGGUUCAUGGACAGCGGGGCGACCUCUCAAAUGGCACCACACUCAGGUAAUUUCAACAUUGUUUUUAAUCUUAGUAGUAAUUUCCCCAAACAUGUCGUCGUCGGUAAGGGUUCCACCCUCUCCAUCACCCAUAUAGGCCACACAAUUCUUCCCGGCCACCACUCAUUUUCCGCCUCACAAAUGUCUAUGUCACACCCAAUAUCAUCAAACACCUUAUCUUUGUUCGAAAGUUCACCCGCGAUAACUCAUGUUCGGUUGAAUUUGACCCUUUUGGUUUUUCUGUGA